Molecule: messenger RNA, 1176 nt
Organism: Orbicella faveolata
Lineage: Eukaryota; Metazoa; Cnidaria; Anthozoa; Scleractinia; Merulinidae
Product: ubiquitin carboxyl-terminal hydrolase 39-like
Biological process (GO): mRNA processing; spliceosomal complex assembly; protein deubiquitination
Molecular function (GO): cysteine-type deubiquitinase activity; zinc ion binding
Source: RefSeq, a predicted model, not a curated record
GGUUUCGCGCCAUUGCAUUGGACAUAGCGGAGGUCCUGGGACCAAACCAAUUCAAAAUGGCGGAAGAGGACGAGAUAGAAAUUCGAGGAAUAAAAAGACCCCUUGUCGAAAAUUACAGCGACGAUGAGGAAGAAGAAGAAGCUAGAAGAAAAGAAGAACACAGUGCAUAUCAGAGUAGGCAUUGUCCAUAUCUUGACACCAUAGACAGGCAUGUGCUAGACUUUGAUUUUGAGAAGCUGUGUUCUGUUUCAUUAUCUCACAUCAAUGUAUAUGCCUGCUUGGUUUGUGGAAAGUACUUUCAAGGUCGUGGUCGUCGCUCUCAUGCCUAUACACACAGUGUACAAGUUGAUCAUCAUGUUUUCUUAAAUCUUCGCACAUUGAAGUUUUACUGUCUUCCUGAUAACUAUGAAGUUAUUGACUCUUCUUUAGAUGACAUAAAGUAUGUGUUAAAUCCCACAUUCACCAAAGAUGACAUCUCCCAGUUGGAUAAAUCAGCAAAGCUGUCAAGAGCCUUUGAUGGGACAACCUAUUUGCCUGGUAUUGUUGGACUGAAUAACAUCAAGGCAAAUGAUUACUUGAAUGUAGUAUUGCAGGCAUUGGCAUUCAUUCCUCCUAUCCGUGAUUUUUUUCUUAGAGAAGAAAACUAUCAAAACAUCAAACGCCCUCCUGGGGAUAUCAUGUUUCCACUAGUUAACAGGUUCGGGGAACUAAUUAGGAAGAUUUGGAAUCCACGUAACUUUAAGGCUCAUGUCAGCCCUCACGAGAUGUUACAGGCUGUAGUUCUAUGCAGCAAAAAGAGAUUCCAGUUUACUGAACAAGGUGACCCUGUUGAAUUUUUGUCUUGGUUUUUGAAUUCUCUCCACACAACUCUUGGUGGAACAAAAAAGGCAACAAGCAGUGUAAUUUACAAAACUUUUCAAGGCAAGAUGAGGGUUACUGCUCGAAAACUUCCUCAAGCUGAGAAUGAAGAAGAUGUUAAAAAGGUGUUGGAUGAAGAGGAAUAUAAAGAGAAAACAAGUGAUUCUCCAUACAUGUACCUGAUGUUGGAUAUUCCACCAUCACCUUUAUACAAGGAUGAAUACCAACAGAACAUUAUUCCUCAGGUUUGUAUUAACAAAAUAGCAAAGGCUUGUUCUGUGAUGAAGCAUGCAAGCAAGUGAUUAUUGCACAAAAGAG